AUGGCCAAAAACGGCCCAUCUCCGCUAAUCCCGCUCCUCUUAGUCGCGGCCCUUGGCCUCGUUCUCCGUGGAAACUCCUUCCCGUUGAGCCUCAAUCUCCCGAACGCCUCGGAGGCCGAAAAUGUAAUUUUCACGUGCUUUUUGUUCGUACCUUUUUUGGCGCUCGGUUAUACAUUCAUGUUGCCUCUUGCUAUACUUUUUGUCGUGUACAUGGUCUCGACAAUGCUUCUUGGUCCUCUUGUGUUGAUAUUGGCCGCGUAUAUAGCGACUAAGUGCUCGACUUUUUUUGGAGGAAACGGGGAAGAACUAGGGUGGGGUUGUUUGCUGCUGCUCGUUUUUUUCUUGCUUCAAUGGGCCUCGAUAGACGAGGGGCGAUGGUCGGGUCCCGUUUUCUUUGUGGCUGUCGUGAUGUUCGUGUGUUGUCAUGUCGGGUCUUGA
Striga hermonthica is the source of this 438-nucleotide messenger RNA. The record is from the annotation of a GenBank genome assembly. Lineage: Eukaryota; Viridiplantae; Streptophyta; Magnoliopsida; Lamiales; Orobanchaceae.